Cynara cardunculus var. scolymus (artichoke) is the source of this 1088-nucleotide messenger RNA. RefSeq names its product transcription factor MYB41-like. Lineage: Eukaryota; Viridiplantae; Streptophyta; Magnoliopsida; Asterales; Asteraceae. The record is from RefSeq and is a predicted model, not a curated record. The coding region runs from base 1 to 1011 and encodes 336 amino acids. The transcript is spliced from 3 exons.
AUGGGAAGAUCACCGUGUUGCGAUAAAAAUGGACUCAAGAAAGGUCCAUGGACACAAGAAGAAGAUCUCAAACUUUUGGAGUAUAUUCAAGUACAUGGACCUGGCAAUUGGCGAACCCUCCCCAAGAAUGCUGGACUUCAACGGUGUGGAAAGAGUUGUCGUCUUAGGUGGACAAACUACUUGAGGCCUGAUAUCAAGAGAGGAAGAUUCUCAUUUGAAGAAGAAGAAACUAUCAUUCAACUUCAUAGUGUGCUGGGGAAUAAGUGGUCAUCGAUCGCUGCUCGGUUGCCUGGAAGAACGGACAAUGAAAUCAAGAACUACUGGAACACCCACAUUCGGAAAAGGCUACUCAGGAAUGGGAUUGAUCCAGUGACUCAUAGUCCUCGCCUCGAUCUACUUGACAUCUCUUCCAUGCUCAACUCAGCCCAGCUUAAUCUCUCAAACCUUUUGAACCUCCAGACACUUGUAAAUCCAGAAGUUCUAAGGCUUGCGACUCUACUAGCAUCAUCAUCAAAUCAAGAGAACCAAGAGUUGUUUCUAAAUAACCAAAUGAAUCCUAUGAACCAAACCCUUGAUCAGCAGCUUCCAAACUGCAGUUCUAUCGCGCCAAGACUUUCAAGCACUCAGCUUUUGAGUCAAGAGAGUCAUAGUCAGUAUUUUUCACCAAACUUUGUUAACAUGAAUGGGCAAAUCGUUGAAGAAAAUGUGAUGUCCCCAUGCUUAACCCAUAAUCAUGUUAUCCUCCCAAGUCAAAGUGAUCAAUAUAGGGCACAAGCAUCAGAGAACUCGAGUGUCCAGAAAUCAAAUAUAGAACACAACUACAACCACACCAGCCAGAAUUUCAACUUUGAUUCAGUUUUAUCGACGCCCAUGUCAAGUCCUACGCCACUAAACUCAUCAUCAACCUUUGUCAACAGCAGCAGCACGGAGGAUGAGAGAGAGACUUACUGCAGCAUGUUUAAGUUUGAGAUUCCAGAGAGCUUUGAGUUUGAUGAUUUCAUUAAUAGUUAGUACAAUUACAAGACUGCCUUGUGAAUGGAAUCAUGUGGUUGUUUUUGAGGAUAGUCCCAUUAGGGCUUUGUACGUAG